This is a messenger RNA of Arachis duranensis, 1668 nucleotides long. Its product is annotated as probable protein phosphatase 2C 60. NCBI's taxonomy places the organism in Eukaryota, Viridiplantae, Streptophyta, Magnoliopsida, Fabales, Fabaceae. Gene Ontology annotation, molecular function: cation binding; protein serine/threonine phosphatase activity. Gene Ontology annotation, biological process: protein dephosphorylation. The record is from RefSeq and is a predicted model, not a curated record. The transcript is spliced from 11 exons. Bases 155 to 1240 code for a protein of 361 amino acids.
UGCUCUUGUUACGCAUUGGAUUUUAUAUUUUCUAGAUUUUUUAGAUUUUCUUUUACCGAAUUACAUUGCAAAUUGCAUUGGUUCUUCUCUGUUUGAAUCACGUUUUAGAAUAUCGCCGUUGUCUGCGGAACCGCAUCUUGUAAAAAGAUUUGUGAUGGGGAUAUAUCUGAGUACGCCGAAAACAGAGAAGGCAUCUGAAGAUGGUGAGAACGACAAGCUUCGGUAUGGUCUGUCUUCCAUGCAGGGCUGGCGUGCUUCCAUGGAAGAUGCUCAUGCAGCUUAUCCAGAUUUGGAUGAUUCUACAUCUUUCUUUGGUGUUUAUGAUGGCCAUGGAGGCAAAGCAGUUUCCAAAUUCUGUGCCAAGUAUCUACAUCAACAAAUGCUUAAGCAUGAAGCUUACUUAGCUGGAGAUAUAGGCACAUCCUUACAGAAAACUUUCCUUAGAAUGGAUGAGAUGAUGCGCGGACAAAGAGGGUGGAGAGAAUUGGCAGUCUUGGGAGAUAAAAUAGAAAAGUUGUCUGGAAUGCUAGAGGGGUUUAUAUGGUCUCCCAGGAGUGGUGAAACAAAUGACCAUUCUGAUGAUUGGGCUUUUGAGGAGGGACCACAUUCUGAUUUCACUGGACCAAACUCUGGAAGUACAGCUUGUGUGGCUGUCAUUCGAGGAAACAAACUUGUCGUCGCCAAUGCUGGUGAUUCUAGAUGUGUAUUAUCAAGGAAGGGCCAGGCACACAAUUUGUCUAAGGAUCACAAGCCCGAGCUUGAGGCUGAGAGAGACAGGAUUUUAAAUGCUGGUGGUUUCAUCCAAGUUGGACGUGUCAAUGGAAGUUUAAACUUGGCUAGAGCGAUCGGAGACAUAGAAUUCAAGCAGAACAAACGUUUGCCUGCUGAGAAACAGAUUGUGAGUGCUGAACCUGACAUAACUUCCAUUGAGCUUUGUGACGAUGAUGAGUUCCUUGUAAUAGCUUGUGAUGGGAUAUGGGAUUGCAUGUCAAGCCAACAACUUGUGGACUUCAUACAUGACAAGUUAAAGGAGGAGAAUAAACUAUCUGCGGUGUGCGAGAUGGUUUUCGACAGGUGCUUAGCACCAACAGCCGGUGGCGAGGGAUGUGAUAACAUGACCAUGAUCUUGAUUCAGUUCAAAACUCCUUUGAAUCCAAGUGCUUCUGAUGCAGACCCGCCUCAGUCGUCUGCGGAACCAUCCGAAGCUGAUAAAAGUUCAGAGCAAACAGAACAAAAGUGAGGGAAGAGUUUCAGACCUGACUAGACAGUGAUUGGCGCGAGCACAGAGACGAUCAUGGGUAAUAUUUUAAUAUCCAUAUUUGCAGGAUGUUGAUUCUCAAUAGGGGAUUGUAAAUUUGUUGGGGGAGAAAAAAAAUUCGAUGCUACUGCUGCUCAUGGGGGCUAUUGACUUUGUACAUUAAAUUCGGGUCUCUAAAUGUGAAAGGUAAAAAACAAAUGGUUCAGCAAGCACGGCAGACACCUACAUGGACGGCUAAAACCACCCCUCUGGCCAUUUUCUUUUGUCAAUUUUAUUUCUUAGCAAUACCAGUGAUCGAUGACUAGAACAAUACGUGAAAGAACAUCUCUAAAAUUAUGGAACCAUGUUUGAUGUUUCAAUACCCAUCAUCUAUACAAGCUUGUGCCUUUUAAGGAUUCAGUGCGAUGAAA